AUGUGCUGCGACCUCAGGAAGGCUGCUCGGAUGCUCGGUUCCCAGAGUGUAGAGGAAAAAUUCGAAGAAUGCGCAGCACUCAUCAAACGCGAUAUCGUGUUUGUUCAGAGUUUGUACACGUCAGAGUAG
Molecule: messenger RNA, 129 nt
Organism: Soboliphyme baturini
Lineage: Eukaryota; Metazoa; Nematoda; Enoplea; Dioctophymatida; Soboliphymatidae
Source: the annotation of a GenBank genome assembly